Messenger RNA from Geodia barretti, 1068 nucleotides. The record is from the annotation of a GenBank genome assembly. NCBI's taxonomy places the organism in Eukaryota, Metazoa, Porifera, Demospongiae, Tetractinellida, Geodiidae.
CUCAAGCUGGGCAGAGGACUCGAUGCAGGGACUUUCAGGAUGAUACAUUUUCACCCAUUGCCGGUACCGUUGGUCAGAAAUGUGAUAUACACCACACCAUUUCUUCAUAUGCGUUAUGAUGGUACAGACUGUGCUUUGAUGGUGACACCGUCAGACACAGUACAACACUUUGAAAGUCGUCAUGGAAAUUUUCUGAUGUCAUUUACAAGCAGGUAUAAGCAAGAGUUUGGGUUUAUUAUUCCUGAACGUUCUAUCAUCGUUGACGAUGUGAGAAUUAGGGGCAUUGGGAGGGCCAGAACUGUGAGUCAAACAAAGCUACCUGAAGCUCAAGUUCUUCCUACUGUUCUAGAGGUUGUUAACUGUUAUUUUGAUGGAGAAAAUAUGUCAACACAAGUGUUCAAACUUGGAGAUCUUACUUUUGGGCAUUCACUAGAUGGUCCUGCUGUUUUAGUGGAUGAAAGUAGCACUAUCCUGGUGGAACCUGGUUGUACUGCAAGAAUAACUCAAUAUGGGGAUGUUGAAAUUAUGGUGGGACAAGAUAUAAAGAGAGAUCUUGGCCCUGAAUUGGACACUAUUCGUCUCUCUGUUUUCUCACAUCGAUUCAUGAGUAUUGCUGAACAGAUGGGGAGAGUGCUACAUUGGAGAGACGAAAGACCCGUUCAAGAGAGAUUGAUGGAACACAGAAGAACUGCAGUGGCUGGCAACAAACAGAACCCCCUGGGGAGCACAUAGCUACAAACAUGGCAACACACCCACCCCAGACGUUGCUUUCAAAGCAACCAUAAUCAAAAGAACACAGAACCAUGUAAAUCGGAAGCUUAUGGAGGCCAUAGACAUGGCUGAGAACAAUCUUCAGUUAAACAUUGACAACGGUUGGCAGCUUCUUCCAACAAUCACAACAAGGGUCACCAGGAGACGAGUGGCAUACACCAUAUUUUUUGUAUAAAUAGCUUGUUUGUUCUCAAUGUUUCUCAUUGUAUGUACGUACACCUGAGAGGCCCUAAGUCAGUUGUUUGACAAGUUUGAGGAGAAAGGGCAUUGACUUCGGUCAUACUUUAGGGAGUUGCU